ACAGAGACAAUCCGCAAUUGCUUAAAUCCCGAAUGGUGUAAACCGAUUUUCGUUGAUUAUUAUUUUGAAGAAGUACAAAGAGUUAAAUUCGAAAUAGGUCCAAAAUCCGGAAGGAAAUACGGGGAAAUAAAAGUGAUCGCUGAAGAAGCAGAUGAUGAAGCGAAGGAAACUUUGCAAUUAGUUUGUGCUGCGCGCAAUUUGGAUAAAAAGGAUUUGUUUGGUAAAAGCGAUCCAUUUUUGCAGAUUUAUCGCAUAAAUGAUGACGGAACUGAAUAUUUAUUACAUCGUACGGAAAUUAUUAAAAAAACAUUGAUAAAUGAAAAGAAAAUGCAGAAAAAAUGGAAAAAAUACCGAAAUUCUGGUGUAUUAAUUUUUCAUACGGUCGCUAUUAAACGCGAAUACUCUUUUCUCGAUUUCAUUACUCGAGGAACGCAAUUGGAUUUCUCAGUAGCGAUCGAUUUGACCGCAUCGAAUGGGCAAAUCAAUAAGCCUGGAUCAUUGCACUAUAUUGGCGAUGGCCAGCCGAACGAAUAUUUUAUUGCGAUACGAGCUGUGGCUGAUAUUUGCCAGCAUUACAAUAACACGAAAAACUUUGAUGCUAUGGGCUUCGGCGCUAAAAUACCUCCGCAUUAUACAGCCGUUAACCACUGUUUCCCACUUAAUUUGAGCGAUUCGUUCUGUGUUCAUGGAGUGAACGGAUUAUUAGAUGCUUAUCGAUUCUGUCUUCCUCAGUGUAUUCUAUAUGGUCCAACCAAUUUUGCAAAUGUCGUAAAUGAAGCGGCCAAAACAUGUAUUAAUUAUCGUAAAGAUGGUAGUCGGUAUCGAAUUUUGUUGAUAAUCACGGAUGGAGCAAUUUGUGAUUUUGAUCAAACACUUAGCGCCAUUAUAUCGGCUUCAUUUUUGCCACUGUCAAUUAUAAUUAUUGGAGUCGGAGGUGAAGAUUUCGAGAGUAUGCGCAGACUGGAUUCCGAUGAUAGCUUGCUUAGGUAUCAAGGGCGAACUGCUCAAAGAGACAUCGUUCAGUUUGUUGCCUUGCGUAAUUUUCUGAUGGAAAAGAGCAUAUCAGGAGAGGAGAGCUCAGUAGCCAUUGCUAAAUUGGCGAAAGAAGUCCUCGCAGAAAUUCCCACUCAAUUAACUUCUUACAUGAAAAUUAAUGAUAUACAACCAUGUCAACCAAAAGAUUCUUCAGGUCCUUUAAAAUUUUUUCAAUUAUUUGAUCCAUCUCCUCUUUAUCCUUCUGCUUCUCCUUCAUAUCUUCCUAAAGCUAGUGCUCCUCCAUUAUUGUAG
This is a messenger RNA of Dracunculus medinensis (Guinea worm), 1287 nucleotides long. The record is from the annotation of a GenBank genome assembly. Lineage: Eukaryota; Metazoa; Nematoda; Chromadorea; Rhabditida; Dracunculidae.